AUGGAUGAAGUCAAGAAACUGACUCGCUUGGAGAGGUACGCCUUUCUCCACUUUCAGAGGUGGACAAACGAGUUCACUAGGCUGGAGUACGACCACAAGUGGCUCUGCCACGAGGUCGUGCUACGUAGGGAGCUAGCUUUGUACCUGGUGGGGAUGUCAACCUUCCUGACCUCUGAAUUCGGGGGUCAGGUUCAUUAUACCAACUUGGGUAUAACCCCUUCUGGGGACUUCUUCAGGCCGGGUCCUCCAGAGUGUCCUGGGGAUGGGAAGAGGAGGUUAUCCAAUGACUACCAGCUCUGGGACCAGAUUUCUAAGGCCCCAGCCCAAGUGACCGUGGCUGACUUCCAUCAGCGUCUUGCUGAUGACUAUUACCAAGACCCUCUGAUGGGAUACAGGGCGGUUGCCUCCUUUGAUAUUGAUCAGGUGGUGCCCCCUGUUAAGCACCGUCAGCUCUGCGGAGUGAGUAGGGUCCCCCACUUCCAGAGUAAAUUCAACGAUGUGCCUGCUUGGGUGCAUCCUGACUUCAACCUUUUCUCUUAG
This is a messenger RNA of Amaranthus tricolor (Joseph's coat), 540 nucleotides long. RefSeq lists its product as uncharacterized. Lineage: Eukaryota; Viridiplantae; Streptophyta; Magnoliopsida; Caryophyllales; Amaranthaceae. The record is from RefSeq and is a predicted model, not a curated record. The transcript has 2 exons. Bases 1 to 540 code for a protein of 179 amino acids.